AUGGCUGCCUUCUGGCUUUACCUGGGAUACUGGGAUCUGUUUGCGUUCUUGGUGGGCCUUUUGCUAGCAGAAAGACGAAUUAUGUCUGAAAUGGCGGAAGGGGAUGGCGAACUGUGCCUUCCGGCCGAGUCCACGAAGCCACCAAGAACGAUCAUUCGAGCAUGGAAAAAUAUCACCAAGUCGACAAUCUUUGACCUAAUUCGAACAUCCGCUUUUCUUCUGUUAGGACUCUAUUUCAUCUGCAUUGACGCUUAUAGCGUAUUGCCUCCAGGGUAUCAGUUCUUGCAAUCUAUUCAAUCACCUUACUGGCACGACACUCUCACUGCAAAUGAGUGCUGGGAGACAAUUGGUGCUGUUCUUGUUAUUUUCGCGAUUAGCCAAUCAAAUUACUUACAAUACCCACUGAAUUCACGGCCAAUUCAGUACCUUGGCAAAAUUUCCUUCUCACUUUACCUAGUACAUCCGAGUGUGUACUUCAUGCUACUACAACCGAUUCGAGAUCUUGUGUGGUUUCUGAUCUCGCAGAAACCAUAUCCCGGUACAGUAGAAGCAAUCUACUAUACAUUACCAUUUUGGUCAGCGUGGACUGCUUCUUUCCUGAUUACAGCUGGUGUCAUUAUUGUCAUUGCGCACUUUUUCACUCGAUUUAUUGAUGAGAAGUCUGUGAUCAUCGCGAGAAGCAUAGAAAAGAAAAUUUCCGUGCUUUAA
This is a messenger RNA of Penicillium macrosclerotiorum, 708 nucleotides long. RefSeq lists its product as uncharacterized. The transcript has a single exon. Gene Ontology annotation, biological process: polysaccharide biosynthetic process. NCBI's taxonomy places the organism in Eukaryota, Fungi, Ascomycota, Eurotiomycetes, Eurotiales, Aspergillaceae. The record is from RefSeq and is a predicted model, not a curated record. Gene Ontology annotation, cellular component: membrane. The coding region runs from base 1 to 708 and encodes 235 amino acids.